ACGUCAUCAUCACGUGUGUUGCAAAAACCGGAAGUGGCGCCAGUUUGGUUUGUGUACUAUCGCAGCCUUAAAACAUUAUCCAUAUUCAAGCAUCAAAUAUUUGCCACACGGUGACGACCUUUACGUUAUCAGGGGAUAAUUUUUGAAAAUACACUGACCGCUUUUUGUAUGUUAUAAUUGAAACUUGGAAGAAAUAGUGUUGGCUAUCAAGCUAGGCUAACAAGUGACUACCAUUUCAUUCGUUUCGGUUUUUUCAGCCACCGUUGUGGUAUCUAGUUUGUAUCCAAACUAUCUUUGUUUUUACACGCUUUCUCUUUCGUGACUUUUCGGGGUUUUCUUCGCCAGACAUCACCAUGUCCAAGCAGUCGAUGGGAAAAACUUUGUUAAGGAACGUGAUUCGCCACACAGAUGCCCACAACAAGAUCCAGGAGGAGAUGGAUAUGUGGAAAAUGCGCGAUUGGGAGAUCCAAACGUCCCACCACAACCAUUUAUCAGAGUGUGUGAGGGGGCAAAUGCACUGUGAUCGCACUGUAAUGCCACAGCAAACCCGGCACAUGCGCGAAGUCUCUGAACAUGAUGACAGAGAGGCUCGAAUCUGCACCCGCAGACUGUAUGAAUUUGAGGCCAACGAUCCUGACAGAUGGGGCCACAGUGGCUUUAAGGAACUGUAUCCUGAGGAGUUUGAAAGUGACAGUGAAAAAAGCACAUCCACGAAGAACCACAAAAGAAAAAAGUCAAAAUCGGCUAAAGAAGCAAACUCGUCAAGACAUUCAAAGAAAGCCUCACAGAAGAAGAAAAAGAAAAAGAAGAAAAAAGAUGACGAUGUAAAGCGGAAAAAAGAAAAGUCUUCAAGCAGCGAAGACAGCAUCGAUGAUAGCUGUGCGGCUAAAGACAAGCAAAGAAGAAAAAGUACUAAAAGUCGACGCAAGACCAAAAAAAGGACAAAAGCAAAAGGUGGCGAUGAUGACAACAGCAGCUCAGGAGACGGGGACAGGAAGAGACAAGCUCGCAUGAAACGAAAAUUGGACAGCAUUGACAGAGACUCAGGGCUAAAACUGAAAAAGAAGAAGAGGAAAAACUGGAAAUUGGCAGGUGAAGAGAGCUCAGGUGAUAGUUCUGCCAACUGAUGUGCUCCAGUGGAGUACCAGCUCUGGCAUUGACUGGAAAAGAAACCACCGCUGUUUCCUUUUGUUCUGCGUAAGUGCACAGUCUGCUGGAGCUCUUUCAGGAUUGGACUUAAGCAGAACUAAGCUGUCGUCCUUCUCUGUGGGUAUUGGAUGAAGCAACGUCUCCUUAACCCUGCAACUUGAAGACAUAACAACCGUACGUGCUGCAUAAAAAGACAGACCGUAGUGUUGACCACCUGCUCCAUGACAUAUUCUUCUGACUGGAGGCUCACCGAGUGAGCAGUGAGUCAUUUUGUCUGACUCUCGCUCUCACAUGGAACAGUUUGUCUUAAUAUCGCUGCUGUUUUUCAUUUAUGAUGUGGCAGAGUAUUUGGCUUUGUUUUUAUUUGGUAAGUUAACCUUUGUAUUUCCCACACUGUUCUGUUUUUAAAAACAAACAAACAAACAAGCACAUGUUUACAAUUUUUUAAAAACAUAAUUUAUUUCACUGACUCAUAGGUUUAGCCUUGACUCUAAAUAAUAGUUUUACUUUAGCGUUUUUUGUAUUUUUUCACAGUCAAAUGUCAGGAGUGUGGAAACUCACUCAGUGUUCAUGGGCAGACAGGAACCCACAUAUCCAAAAGUAGUAUGUUGCCUUUAAGAACAACUGUUAAAGCAUUGUUAUUAUUUUUUAAAUGUUUUUUUUUUUAAAUAUUUCAAUAUUUGAGAUGUGUGUCAACAUAACAGAAUUGAACUCCAAUAUUAUGGUGUGACACUUGAAGUGACAGGUUGUGAGUGAAAUGAAAAUACAUUUAUAGAUAAAGAUAAACUGUGGUCCACCCUAACUUCAUUGAUUUGUUAAAUCUUAUGAAGACACUACACUGCCAUAUUAUUGUAAAGGUAUAUAUAUAUAUAUAGUAUAUAGGGUUGUAAAACCUUUACUAGCUCCACAAAAUCCUGGGAAACAUUUCCCAUGUUCAUCCCGAUCAAACAGAGAGGGUUCUUGAUUUCGGGUCUUCAUUCUGGUCAUGCAUUGUCUAGUGUGAAUCUCCUGCAGCGUUGACACUGCUGACCUGCUUAUGUGUUUAGAACAUCAGGUGUCUCUGUAAUCAGCUGUUCUAUAGGAGUUCAAGGUCUGCUGCAGCGAUUCAGACCUGUUAAAUUGCCCCAGCCAUACGAGCGGUACAGGUGCUGCCAUGCAUUCUUUACCAGCGUUGUGUUGUCUUUUAUUUAUAAACCUCUGGGGAGGACAACACUGGUCUUCAAGACUAGUCUGUGAGGAACUGAGUGAGGAGCUGUAAUCAACGGCAGGCAGACCCUGGUGUUCCCAGGUGUUUGAGGGUAGACAGGAAAAGAGGCUGAUGUAAUGAUCAGUAUUCCUACCAGGGGAUAGGUGACCCAAAUGGAGUUGAACAAGCUGGGUAAUGAAAGAACUGCUAAUGCUCUUGAUUAGCCUCCCGUGGUAGUCACUUAAACAAGCUGUGGUUGUCUUUUUGUUGACAGGGAUGAUGGCAGUAGGUAGGGACAAUUAAGUCAGCUGUUCAUUGUAUGAUUUCAGUGCAUGACCGGAGAUUGAAUGAUUAUGUCACAUGAUGGAAAAGUCCCUCACAAUUUCUGUAAGCCACAUGAGGGCACUGUCCAAGUGCUAGGAGGUAGCCCAGGUGAAAAGGUAACGGAUUGAUUUAGCCAGAGGGAGCAUAAACAACAGAAAAAUGAUAUAAAUUUGUCUGAAACCUGUUGAUUGUCAUGAAACACACCUUUCUUCUCUCAGUUUUGCCAAAUUUCUCAGUCCUGUCCAUGAUUAAUACUAAGAAAGUUUUGCUGGAAGAAUGCAGUGUUCUCAGAGGGUCAGUCCCAGAUGUCCUGUUGUUGGUGCACUCUGGAACUGAGCUCUCAGGGACUGGAGCUGUGGAUUCUGGCCCUUUUAUCUCUGUGUUUUCCUUGCUGCUUUUCCAUAGAGUUUUCUGUCUGUCGUUUGUGUCUGUGUCCCAAAACACUCCUUCAACCAUGUAGAGCAGGCAUGUGUGACACCAGAAAAUGUAUGAAAUGGGCAAAGCUCCAUUAAUUCCUAAUCCAUUUAUGCUAAUCUUCUCUGUAUGAACCAUCGCAGUGGAGGUGGAGGUGGAGAUUGCUCAUUCUACACUUUGUUCUGUCUCAGGCUAAUUGUGCUGCAAUUUGGUUUUGGAUCUGUGACAACAAGGCCAGACCGACAAUGGGUGAAAUGAAUCCUCUGACAAAAUAACUUCCAUCAUGUUGUCAGCUGUUCACGAACAAUCGCCAAUGGAAGGAAGUGUUGUUAAGGUAACUGUGUUGGUACAUGUCAACGACAACUGGAAUCCUAUGAGUCCCACUGUCACCCAGAGUCAACUCAACGUGUCAAAUUUACAGCCAUGUCUACUGUCUCCAUCGUGGGCCCUUUUUAAACUCUUCAAAGACGUGUCCAGAGUUGGUUGGGAAUUUAGGGAGGAUCCAAACACAUCACCAUCCAAGUUUAAAAUUUACAUAUAUUCAGAUGCCACACCCUUUGCCUCGGACGUGUCACAAAAAAGAAUUAAGGCACUGCUGCAUAAAGAAAGAACAUGGCCAAAGAACCUCUCUGGGAGUGGGAUGUGUAUGUUUUGUAACGGAUCAUCAGGAUGAUGAUGAACACCAACACAGACGCUACGAUGAUGCCGCCGAUAAUGAUG
Cynoglossus semilaevis (tongue sole) is the source of this 3793-nucleotide messenger RNA. RefSeq names its product NKAP domain containing 1 (gene nkapd1). The record is from RefSeq and is a predicted model, not a curated record. The coding region runs from base 354 to 1127 and encodes 257 amino acids. Lineage: Eukaryota; Metazoa; Chordata; Actinopteri; Pleuronectiformes; Cynoglossidae. The transcript has 11 exons.